Molecule: messenger RNA, 849 nt
Organism: Pieris macdunnoughi
Lineage: Eukaryota; Metazoa; Arthropoda; Insecta; Lepidoptera; Pieridae
Source: the annotation of a GenBank genome assembly
AUGGUGGAGCAAGUGACUCGUUCCACUUUGGAACGCCAAUUGCGGAGUGCACGUCGGGAGGUUAGGCGCAAAGAAAAGUUGGAUGUCUCCGAGGCCGCCUCAGGUGCUGCCUUAGAGGCUGAGAGGGCAAAUGAUAUAAACGACGUAGUUUUUAAAGAGGUCGCAGCAAAAGAGCUGAGUGAAAUAGUGGAAAAUCUUGCUGAGCGGUGCUUGGAGGGUGAUGAGGGACGGCGUCUCGAAAGAAAUAAUAUCCGGCUGAGGGCACGAGUGUCAGACCUUGAGUCAGAAAUUGGUGCCCUCAGACGGGACUUUACCGAGCGUACAGCCCGCGCUGUAGAACAAGAAAGGGAAAUGAUGGCUCUGAGAAUGGAGGUGUCGGGAGGUAUAAACAAGCAGUCGGAUGAAUUAGCGGGUUUAUCGGUGAAUGGAAUCCGCGAAAUUAUGGCGGGGUUCGUAUCAGAAAUAAAAGGGGAGUUGUUGGCCGAUAUCAUGCGGGCGGUGGGAGGCAUGAUGAAUGCUAAGCUCGAUGGAAUUGGAGAUCGCCUCCUCCUGAAGCCGACCAUUCGUCCUCCACUGGCGGCUUCGCGGGUGGUGGAUGUGGGUCACUUUGGCGGAGUCGAGGGGUCUGCUGCGCGGAGGGGGACAUAUGAGGUAGGCAAUGUUGCUAUGGAGGGGGUGACUGAGAAUUGGUCGACGGUGACGGGGAAAAAGGGAAAGGGAAAGAAAUUAAAGGCGGUCCCCGCAUCCAAACCCUCUUGUGGGACAUCUGGUGUGGCGUCCUCUACAACGCCCCUGGUGGUGGCAGUGCCACCUGAUCCUUUGAAGCUGCCAGUUGGAGGACAAUCCUAA